This is a messenger RNA of Tarenaya hassleriana, 681 nucleotides long. RefSeq names its product cinnamoyl-CoA reductase-like SNL6. Lineage: Eukaryota; Viridiplantae; Streptophyta; Magnoliopsida; Brassicales; Cleomaceae. The transcript is spliced from 3 exons. The record is from RefSeq and is a predicted model, not a curated record. The coding region runs from base 115 to 681 and encodes 188 amino acids.
AAAAAAAAAAACUAUGCCCCUUCUCUUUAAAACGCUCACACGCAUUACUGUUUUUUUUUCUUAGUUGCAUUGCACCAUUAAAAAUAUAAUCCUUCAAGAGAGAGUCUUAACGAAAUGAGAAUCAUUUCAAUGGCGGAGAUGUACGGAGGCGAGUUGACGGAGCUGCGUUCCUUAUCCGCCAUAGCCGCCGCAGAAGAAGAUGAAGAAAAAGGGUUCGGACGCAAAGGUUUCAGACAAAGCAUUAAUGGCUACGAGCUCGAAGACAAUGCUAAGACUGUCUGCGUUACGAGCGGUCUUACGUUCGUCGGCCGAGUCAUCGUCAAACGCCUCUUGCUUCUCGGCUACUCUGUUCGUGUCAUUGUUGAUAGCCCAGAUGAUGGAUCGAGAGUAAGGGAGAUGAGGGACGAAACGGCAGCAUUUCACGGAGAAAUGGAAGCCGUGACGGCGAAGUUAACGGAAGUCGGUAGCUUAGUAGAAGCCUUUGACGGAUGUAACGGCGUUUUCCACACUUCCGGGUUCAUCGAUUCCUCCGGCGUGUCAACGUAUUAUCUUCAAAUAAGAUUGUUGAAAUAUCUUUAUCGGUUGAAAGUCCACAUGAUCCCCGAAUAUGGUGAGAUAACGAUCUUAACCAAUCACAUUCUCGACUUGCCUCAUAAAUCGCCAAUAUUUCUGCGUGAUUAG